Messenger RNA from Physella acuta, 701 nucleotides. RefSeq lists its product as uncharacterized. The record is from RefSeq and is a predicted model, not a curated record. NCBI's taxonomy places the organism in Eukaryota, Metazoa, Mollusca, Gastropoda, Physidae.
CCCAGCUCAAAAAGUUCAUAUCAUGUAAGGGUUUUUUGUAGCUUUAUGUUUAGGUAAAGUUGGACGCCAUGUUUAGUCAUAUUGGGGUUUUGAUGCUGGGCCUCUUGGUGUUCCCUAUGUACUGUAACACUAAAACACCGUGUAAGAGAAAGGAGACAUGCCAAAACCCUGAAGAACCCUACACUGAUGACGCUUAUACCUUCUCCUUCUCCACCUAUUUCCCUGAUGACCCUAACAUUACCUACUGUCCUGUCAACCCGACCAUAAACUACUCGUACUGCUGCCCAAAACAAAAUCGCUAUGACUGUACGGUGGAGACGUUCGAAUGUCUGAUCUACUUCCGGCUGAACGACAACGUCUGUAAAAUCUUGGAGCCGGAGAAAGUUAUGUACAGGAAAUGUUCAUGCGGCAACUGUGUCCCCUAUUGCCCCCAAGGUGAGUGGUGUAAGCUGCAGCCGGGCAGGUGCAUGCCUGCCUGUGGGAGGAGCACGACGGUCAACGCCCUGUGUCUGGACGCACGCAGCAAUCCGGUUAAACAGACGCUGACGCUGUGUCUCCCCACUCAAUGCCACUGUGUACCAAGAGCGUAAGAACCGCUGGGCUGUCGUCUGGACCUCAUCUGAUGCUGGUGUUAGCUCCACAUCACCAGAAAAAGAAAUAUUAGAGCUUGAAAUUUACAAAUACAUUCGAUUUUAAACUUG